AUGGGUAGCGAAAAUAUUUCAGAGUUUUACGCUUCUGUGUGCUCAGAACAUGAGAUAAAAAUAAAUCCACACGUUGAACAAGUAUUAAAGGAAACGACGGAAACAGAAAAUGUCACCUUAAAACUGUCAGGAAACUGCAGAGAGAAAUGUCAGCGACUCGAUGACGAAGACAUCCUCGCUCUCUCCAAAUGUCUGAAAAACAGCAAGAGUGUGACAGGUCUUGAUUUAAGGUACAACAGUAUAACAGAUGAAGGAGUUGGACACCUUGCUGAGCUCUUACAGGAGGAUAGUUUAGCUCUCCGCUCUCUGGACUUGACGUUCAACGACAUCCAGAAAAAAGGAGCUGAAGUUCUUGCCAAGAGCCUGGAGUGUAACAGCACCUUGCUCUGUCUCAGAUUGUCGGGUAAUAAAAUCGAAAGCAGAGGAUCCAUGCAGCUGGCGAGCAGUCUGCAGGUGAACAACACCCUGCAGGAGCUGCAGCUGGCUGACUGCGACCUAGACACUCAGAGUGUGAUAGCAUUUUCCAUCGUGUUGAAAAGCAACAGGACUCUUCUCUCUCUGGAUAUCAGCAGACCACUGCUCUUCAGCCUCCAGGAGGAGUGGGCAGUACACUUCUCUGAGAUGCUGGCUCUCAACAGCACCCUGAUGGAGCUCCACCUGGGGAAGAUGGGGCUGAGCGACACCGGGAUGGAGAGGCUGACUGAAGGCCUGCGACGAAACACCGGGCUACGCUACCUGGAUCUGCGCUGUAACCGUGUGACUCGUGAUGGCGUGCGUUUCCUCGCCAACCUUCUGAAGCAGAACCCAAGCCUAGAGGUCAUAGACCUGUCAUCCAAUCGGAUUGAAGAUGUAGGAGCGAUGUACCUCAGUGAGGCCAUCGCCCUGCCAGGCUGCAGCCUCAGAGAGCUGUCUGUCUGCAGUAACAACAUCGGGACAAAGGGUCUCCUGUCUCUGGCUCACUCCCUGGCCAUCAGCACAACUGUGAGCCACCUUUACAUCUGGGGAAACCUCCUGGAGGAGCCCGUCUGUCAGGCGUACCAAGAGCUGAUCUCCAGCGGCCGCCUGCCUGCGAAUCAGACGGAUGUUAGCGCUUACGAGGUGGACGGCCGGGUGUUUCUGGCAGAGGUCUUCCAGUGUUUGAGGAAACACUAUUACAGAACAAACUGCUCCGAAACAGACGUAUCCGCCCUCUCCAACACUGCAGCAGAACCACUUAAAAAGAAAGCCUCCAGCCUCCACUCCAACUUUCCUCCACACACUAUUGAGCAACGUGUUCCACUGCAGUCCAGCAUUUAACCUAAAACCCCCUCACCCACACCAGCAUCCCAACAGACUUAAAA
Messenger RNA from Eleginops maclovinus (Patagonian blennie), 1340 nucleotides. RefSeq names its product leucine rich repeat containing 34 (gene lrrc34). Lineage: Eukaryota; Metazoa; Chordata; Actinopteri; Perciformes; Eleginopidae. Gene Ontology annotation, molecular function: protein binding. The record is from RefSeq and is a predicted model, not a curated record.